AUGGCAGAGGCUGCAAGUCUCAUUGAAAAGUACCGAGUUGAUGGAGGUGUCGACCUGUCGAAGGCCGCAGAGAUCCAUCACAACAUAUUGAGCUUCAAGCCUGAAUGGGACAGCUACGAGGCGACCAAAAGCACGGCGCAUAUCCUCAAACUCAUAGAGGCAGAUGCGCCCGCAAUCAAGAACAAGUCCCUCAUCCAAGGACACAUACAAGUUUUGCAGGCGUGCAUGAACGCGAUGUCCAUGCGUGACGAGAGGCCCAUUCAGUGGCUCCUCACCUUGUUCUACGACAUGCUCAGAGAGGAUAGCAGCAGUUAUGCAAUCUUCGAAGAUGCCGAAAGACAGAAAAUCGAGGUCUACAAGCCUCUCCUAGCCUUGCUUUUGCGGCCUGGGCUGGACAACUACACAGCAGACAAGGUGGCGUGGCUGCUUUCAGCUGUGAUGAGCCAUGUGUCCCAUGUUGCAACAGAGGCAACCGUCAAGGAAUUUCUCAGCAAUAUCCUUGACUCAUCGAAGACAAGCUGCUCAGAACUCGGUCAACUGGAGGCAAUCACGAACCUGCUGAAGGGAGAUGCCUUCAGAAAGCAAGUAUGGUCCUUCGCAGGAAUUCCCGAUCGCAUCUUCAGGAUUCAGCCCAAGUCGUCGCCUUCCCCUCACUUGUACAAGUGCAUCUUUGCAAUCUGGGCAUUAUCCUUCGAUCCGCAAAUAACCAGCGAGCUCAAGGAUAUGUACGUCAUCAAGAAGCUCAAAGAGACCUUGAUGUAUAGUCGCGUGGAGAAGGUUGUCCGCUUGUGUCUGACCGUCUUAAAAAACUUUCUGGGUCACAAAAGCAUGUGUGAAGACAUUGUCGAGGAAGGCAUUCUGGAGGCGGUGCAGCAGUUGGAGUUCGAGAAGUGGCGGGAUCCCGAUCUCUAUGACGACAUCAAGGAAAUGGCAAUCCAGAUUGGCUCGGAGGUGAACGAGAUGAGCAACUACGAGCGCUACGAGCGAGAGCUGCAGACCGGCAAGCUUCAAUGGGGCUUCAUUCAUUCCAGCAAGUUCUGGGCAGAGAAUGUCAUGAAGUUUGAAUCGAACGACUUCAGAGCCUUGAAGAUGCUCGCAUCACUGUUGCAAAGCUCCGAAACAGAUGCCACAACUCUGGCAGUGGCAUGCCAUGACAUCGGAGAGUUUGUGACCCUCCACCCUCUGGGCAAGAAGAAGGUUGCUCAGCUCCAAGUGAAGGAGAAGGUGAUGCAGCUGAUGGCUGCCCAAGAUCCAAAUUUCCGAGAGGUGCGGCGAGAAGCUCUACUUUGCUGUCAGAAAAUUAUGCUGAACAAGUGGCAGGCCCGUGUUGCUGCUCAGACCAGCUCAGAACUGCUCCACAUAAUCCUAGCCUCAAUUCUAGGAUAA
This is a messenger RNA of Symbiodinium pilosum, 1386 nucleotides long. NCBI's taxonomy places the organism in Eukaryota, Dinophyceae, Suessiales, Symbiodiniaceae. The record is from the annotation of a GenBank genome assembly.